Messenger RNA from Hevea brasiliensis (rubber tree), 2170 nucleotides. Its product is annotated as RNA polymerase sigma factor sigA. Gene Ontology annotation, biological process: DNA-templated transcription initiation; regulation of DNA-templated transcription. Lineage: Eukaryota; Viridiplantae; Streptophyta; Magnoliopsida; Malpighiales; Euphorbiaceae. The coding region runs from base 377 to 1906 and encodes 509 amino acids. Gene Ontology annotation, molecular function: DNA-binding transcription factor activity. The transcript has 10 exons. The record is from RefSeq and is a predicted model, not a curated record.
UGAAUGAAAAAUUUUUAUUAAGACUAUCAUAAAAACUAAAAGAUAAAGAAUUUUUCUUUUUUUUCUUGAAUGAGAAAAAAAAUCAUUCUAACACGCAAGACCGCAACAGAAAGGUUCCCACAGUUUUGCAUUCUUCCUUUCUCCUCAACUGCUUACUCCUUACUUUGUAGUCUCCACCUCUUCUUCUACUACUAAUAAUAAUACAGUUUGUUCCAGAAGGCUAACAACGCGAUCUUUGGGAGAUUUAGUAUACAACACAUCCUUUUACGCUGACCUUAGUGAAUUGAGAACAGUUGAAGAGCUGUAAACGAAUUUUGCUUCAUUAAGUAGGUUGAGAUCUUGUAAUGCUCAUUGCACAUACUUGAAAGGAAGACAUAUGAUGGUCACUGCAGCAGUUGUCGGACUUAGUGCAGGAAAGAAAUUCUUGAGUUCUACCUUUUAUUAUUCUGACCUUACAGAAAAGCUUUUCAAUGUCAAUGAUAAUGGAUUAACCCACUACCAAAUUGCUUCAACAAAGAAUGUGAUAGUUGCAAAAAAGUCAUCAAAUUAUGGCCCCAGUUACCCAUCAUCCAAUAGAAAUACACAGUCUAUUAAGGCUCUUAAAGAACAUGUGGAUACUGCCUCUGCUCCCUCAACUGCAGCAACACGGUUCAAGACAUUCCAUGACAUAGAAGAGGAUAUUUCUGAUCUCGACUAUUCAGUGGAGGCACUUCUCUUGUUGCAGAAGUCAAUGCUUGAGAAACAGUGGAAUCUUUCGUUUGAGAGGACAGCCUCAAGUGAUUCAACCAAUAAAAAAAGUCAAAAGAAGAUACCUGUCACUUGCUCUGGAUUAUCUGCUCGACAACGGAGAAUAAAUACUAGGAGGAAGAAUCUGAGCCAAAGUAAAUCCAUAGUGCAAGCUAGUACAUUUAAGCAGCUAAAAUCAGCUGUCAGUCCUGAGCUGCUGCAGAAUCGUUUGAAGGGUUAUGUUAAGGGUGUAGUAAGUGAAGAGCUUCUCACGCAUGCAGAAGUUGUAUGCCUGUCAAGGAUAAUUAAAGCUGGUCUUUCCAUGGAAGAACAUAGAUCCAGGCUGAAGGAGAGAUUAGGAUGUGAGCCCUCUGAUGCAGAACUCGCAACUUCCUUGAGGAUCUCUCGUGCAGAGUUACAAUCCAAAUUGAUAGCUUGUUCUUUGGCAAGAGAGAAACUAGCAAUGAGCAAUGUUCGUCUAGUUAUGUCUAUUGCUCAAAGAUAUGAUAACAUGGGCGCUGAAAUGGCUGACCUUGUUCAGGGAGGUUUGAUUGGACUAUUGCGUGGCAUUGAGAAGUUUGAUUCUUCAAAGGGGUUCAAAAUUUCAACUUAUGUUUAUUGGUGGAUACGUCAGGGUGUUUCAAGAGCAUUAGUUGAGAAUUCGAGAACCUUAAGACUGCCUAAUCAUUUACAUGAAAGGUUAGGCUUAAUACGAAAUGCAAAAAUCAGACUGGCAGAGAAAGGAGUAACUCCUUCAAUUGAUAGGAUUGCAGAGUCCCUGAAUAUGUCCCAGAAAAAAGUUAGGAAUGCGACAGAGGCAAUUAGCAAGGUCUUUUCACUUGAUAGGGAAGCAUUCCCCUCUUUGAAUGGUCUCCCAGGAGAGACUCACCAUAGUUACGUUGCAGAUAAUUGCCUUGAGAACAACCCAUGGCAUGGAGUAGAUGAAUGGGCACUCAAGGAAGAAGUAAACAAGCUUAUCAAUGUGACUCUUCAAGAACGAGAAAGGGAGAUUAUAAGACUUUACUAUGGUUUGGAUAAUGAAUCCCUUACAUGGGAGGACAUUAGUAAGCGGAUAGGUUUGUCCAGAGAGAGAAUUCGACAAGUCGGGCUUGUUGCACUAGAGAAAUUAAAACAUGCUGCAAGGAAGAAGAAGCUGGAGGCCAUGCUAGUGAAACAUUGAAUUGGUGCGUGCAUGUUUCAUUGAAACUCCAGAAUAUGACUGUAUAUGUACAGAAAGGAAAGAUGUAUCUUCCAUUUCUUUUUUCAGAACAGAAACAACUAUCGGAGAUCAUGUUUGUAAGGGCCUAUAACCCCAAAACUUUCUGUAGAGUUGAGCAUGCUGAUUUAAGAGCUAGAUGGAGCAAAAAAUUUUCAUGUAUUUAUCAUAUAAUUUGAUGGACAAUCCGUGGAUCUGAAAUCAAAAUUAUUUAAUUCUAUUAUGUAC